This is a messenger RNA of Linum trigynum, 1473 nucleotides long. The record is from the annotation of a GenBank genome assembly. NCBI's taxonomy places the organism in Eukaryota, Viridiplantae, Streptophyta, Magnoliopsida, Malpighiales, Linaceae.
AUGAAGCUCCUCGUCGGUGUUCUCUUUUCCUUCUUCCUCGCUCUUCCUUCCGCCGUCGCCAGAGGCGGCGAACGCGGUGGCACUCUCUCAGAGUAUGAGAAUGAUAGGAGCAAUGUGGCUACUACUAAAGCGCGGGUUUUGCUUGAAGAUGAGAAGUCACCGAACAAGAUUGCUAGAGCUCGUGGGUACAUGACGAACUCGGAUCUCGAGAAGGCGGUGAAGGAUUUUGGGCGAAGAUGUAGCAACAUUUCUAGGAUAUACAGCAUUGGAGAGAGUGUGAAUGGAGUUCCACUGUGGGUAAUAGAAAUUUCUGAUAAGCCUGGGGAAGAAGAGGGCGAGCCUGCGUUCAAGUAUAUUGGAAAUGUUCAUGGGGAUGAACCUGUUGGGCGUGAACUUCUUAUUCGGUUAGCUAAUUGGAUAUGCGACAACCAUUUGAAGGAUCCUCUGGUCAGAUCAAUUGUGGAAAAUAGUCACCUUCAUAUUCUUCCAUCAAUUAACCCUGAUGGGUUUGCAUUACAGAGGCGCGGUAAUGCAAAAAAUAUUGAUCUGAAUCGUGAUUUUCCUGACCAGUUCUUUCCUCUGAAUGACGAUAUACAUACGCGUCAACCUGAAACAGCAGCAGUUAUGAAAUGGCUGAGUGAGAUACGUUUUACAGGUUCUGCAACUUUGCACGGGGGUGCACUUGUUGCUAAUUAUCCAUGGGAUGGUACCAGUGAUGGAAGGAAACAUUAUUAUUCAUGCCCGGAUGAUGAUACUUUCCGGUUCCUGGCGAGCACUUAUAGUCAAUCUCACCGUAACAUGUCUUUGAGCACGGAGUUCCCAGGGGGCAUAACAAAUGGAGCAUUUUGGUAUCCAAUAUAUGGAGCAAUGCAAGAUUGGAACUAUAUACAUGCUGGAUGUUUUGAGUUGACCUUGGAAGUCAGUGAUGAUAAAUGGCCAAUGAUUGAUGAGAUUCCUACACUCUGGGAGCACAACAAAAUGAGUUUGCUGAACCUUGCAGCUUCAGUUUUGAAGACAGGAGUACAUGGAAGGAUCUUUGCCUCGGAUUCUGGAACUCCUUUGCCUGGAUUUAUCACCAUCAAGGGAAUAAACUACACGGUUAAUGCUGGAAGAGCAUUUGGGGAUUAUCAUCGGCUGCUUGUCCCCGGAGAGAGAUAUGAAGUUAUGGCCACUAUGCCUGGGUAUAAAUCCAAGAUGACAACCAUAUCAUUAGGAGAGACAGCCAUGACAGUGGAUUUCAUUCUCGAUCCAGAGACCACAACCAAGCGGUAUCUAUGGAGAACUUCUGGUUGCAAUUGUGGCGGCAGCAGCAGCAGCAGCAAGUUUGGCUUCGAAAUGUUCUGGACGCUUCACUUCGAAGUUUAUGUUGUUAUCAUCAUAUUGUUAUUUUGGUUUCUGAUAAGGAGGAGAUUGAAAUCCAAUCUCUCAAACGAUAAACAGCAUGCAGCACGAAGUUCCUUACUUCCUGCAUAA